This is a messenger RNA of Mandrillus leucophaeus (drill), 2058 nucleotides long. It is a transcript of the gene ARMC10, whose product is annotated as armadillo repeat containing 10. Bases 5 to 814 code for a protein of 269 amino acids. The transcript is spliced from 6 exons. Gene Ontology annotation, cellular component: mitochondrion. Gene Ontology annotation, biological process: negative regulation of intrinsic apoptotic signaling pathway by p53 class mediator. Lineage: Eukaryota; Metazoa; Chordata; Mammalia; Primates; Cercopithecidae. The record is from RefSeq and is a predicted model, not a curated record.
CGGGAUGCGCCCUUCCAAGUCUGCAGAAGACUUAACUGAUGGUUCAUACGAUGAUGUUCUAAAUGCUGCACAACUUCAGAAACUCCUUUACCUGCUGGAGUCGACUGAGGAUCCUGUAAUUAUUGAAAGAGCUUUGAUUACUUUGGGUAACAAUGCAGCCUUUUCAGUUAACCAAGCUAUUAUUCGUGAAUUGGGUGGUAUUCCAAUUGUUGGAAACAAAAUCAACCAUUCCAACCAGAGUAUUAAAGAGAAAGCUUUAAAUGCACUAAAUAACCUGAGUGUGAAUGUUGAAAAUCAAAUCAAGAUAAAGAUAUACAUCAAUCAAGUCUGUGAGGAUGUCUUCUCUGGUCCUCUGAACUCUGCUGUGCAGCUGGCCGGACUGAGAUUGUUGACAAACAUGACUGUUACCAAUGACCACCAGCACAUGCUUCACAAUUACAUUACAGACCUGUUCCAGGUAUUACUUACUGGAAAUGGAAACACGAAGGUGCAAGUUUUGAAACUGCUUUUGAAUUUGUCUGAAAAUCCAGCCAUGACAGAAGGACUUCUUCAUGCCCAAGUGGAUUCAUCAUUCCUUUCCCUUUAUGACAGCCACGUAGCAAAGGAGAUUCUUCUUCGAGUACUUACACUAUUUCAGAAUAUAAAUAACUGCCUCAAAAUAGAAGGCCAUUUAGCUGUGCAGCCUACUUUCACUGAAGGUUCACUGUUUUUCCUGUUACAUGGAGAAGAAUGUGCCCAGAAAAUAAAAGCUUUAGUUGACCACCAUGAUGCAGAGGUGAAGGAAAAGGUUUUAACAAUAAUACCGAAAAUCUGAUUGGUCAUAUUUUUCCAAAGAGUAAUGCAGUCUGGAUGUAAACGUAUUUUCUAUUUUCCUUGUAAGGGGAUUCUUCCAGCUGCUGAAUUUAAACAGUAAAUAUCGCAUUUCAUCAUUAACACAGCUAUAACUUGCCAUGCUUCUAGAUUUAUUUUGGACUGUUUUGAUACCGAGUAUAAGAGCUUGUACUGAAACCGUUUCUUUCUUUUUAUUUUGCUAUUUGCAAAUACUUGUUAUUUUCCCUAUAUGAAGUGGCAGUAACCUUUUUCACAUUUAAGCUACCCUUCUAUUUUUUGAAGUGAUUUGCAGUUACUCAUCUGAGACAGCAUCAGUAUUUGACUAAAUCGUUGCUUCAGAACUAUCAUAGCUUGUUCUUUUAGUAGCAGUGAAAUCCUAAGUUCUUGAGGCCACUCACCUGCCAACCUGACCAUACUGCUUUCAAAAGUCUUUUCUCGUCAGUAUAAUCUAUUUUGGUCACUUCUAGUCAGUGAAAAAUGUAAACUUUUAGGAGAGAAUGUUUCCUAGGACUCAGCCACUCCCCUUCACUGUUCAAUAUGUAAAGUAAGUUAUAUAUAAAAUAGUGGGAUCAAUCACAAUGUCCAUCUUUAGACAGUUGGUUAAAUAAAUUUUCUGGUCUUGGAAAAGAAUGAUGGAGGCCAGGCACAGUGGCUCAUGCCUGUAAUCCCAGCACUUUGGGAGGCUGAGGCGGGCAGAUCACCUGAGGUCAGGAGUUUGGGACUAGCCUGACCAAUACGGAGAAACCCCGUCUCUACUAAGAAUACAAAAUUAGCUGGGCAUGGUGGCGCAUGCCUGUUAAUCCCAGCUACUUGGGAGGCUGAGGCAGGAGAAUCACUUGAAUCCAGGAGGCAGAGGUUGCAGUGAGCUGAGAUCGCACCAUUGCACUCCAGCCUGGGCAACAAGAGCAAAACAGUGUCUCAAAAAAAAAGAAUGAUGGAACUCUGAAUGUGCUUAAGUGGAAAGCUAUCUAUGAAAUAUGGUGGUUUUUUUAAAAAACACAAAUUAUAGAAUAUGGGAUCGUGUGUGUGUGUGUGUGUGUGUGUGUGUGUGUGUGUGUGUGUUUAAAUGAAAAAUGCUUAUGUAUUGACAAAACACUUCUAGAAUGAUACCCAAACUCUUGUAGUGGGAGUGGGGAAUGCCUUCUACAUACACACUGUUCUACUGUUUGAAUUUUUUACUAUGAGCCCAAAUUAUAAAAUCUUUUUUUAAUAAAGAGGAAAAAAAUC